AUGGCUGCUUUCAGUUUCACCCUUUUCUCCCCUACCUUUCUUUCUCCUCGUUACAGAUUCAUCUCUCCAAAAACGCGCCAUUCCCACCGUCACCAUCAUAUCCCUUUCAAGCUUCUUGCCAUCACUCCCAACAGAAAGUAUUACCUCAACACUUUCGACGAUGACGGCAUAGAAAGAUUUCAGCAAAUCCUUUGCCAAGCCACCCGGGAUGGAAAACUCUUACACCAAGACUUCAAGAGGAAACGGGGAGUUUUGACGGGGAGAGUGAAGUCAAAAUUUUGGAACCCAAGUACACAGCAAGAUUCUAGGGAGGUUAAAGCUGGGGAUUUGUUUGUUUGUUGUGUUGGAUCGAGUUUUGAUGCACGCCGGCAUCUGACUGAAGCUCAUAGGAGAGGAGCUGUUUCUGUCAUAGCAAGUAAAGGGAAUGGAAUUGAGGAAACCUCGGGAUACAAGACAUUGGUCAUUGUUGAGGAUGCUAAUUCAGUUCUGGCUACACUAGCUGCCUCUUUUUAUGGGUACCCUUCAAAGAGUAUGACUGUUAUUGCCAUCAACGGGACCAAUGGUAAAACAACCACCACUUAUUUGGUAAAGGGUUUGUAUGAGGCAUUGGGUGUGUGGAUUGGGUUGCUAGGCACCAUUGGUUAUUAUAUUCAUGGGGACAAUAAGUUGGGGCUGGAAUCACCACUUACUACCCCAGAUGCUAAUGUGGUUCAGAUUUUGAUGGCUAAGAUGUUCCAUAAUGGGUCUAAGGCAGUUGUUAUGGAGGCUUCUUCUCAUGGACUGUCAGUAGGGAGAUGUAUGGAGGCUGAUUUCAACAUUGCAGUGCUUACUAAUUUUACCAGGGAUCAUUUAGAUUUUCAUGGCACUAUGGACGAGUACAAGAAAGCUAAAGCAAAGUUGUUUCAGAGAAUGGUGGAUCCUGAGAGCACAGAAAAGUCAUUAACAUCGACGAUCUGAAUGCACAUUUCUUUAUCGCCCAAGGCAAUCCUGAAGU
Hibiscus syriacus is the source of this 994-nucleotide messenger RNA. RefSeq names its product UDP-N-acetylmuramoyl-L-alanyl-D-glutamate--2,6-diaminopimelate ligase MurE homolog, chloroplastic-like. The transcript is spliced from 4 exons. Lineage: Eukaryota; Viridiplantae; Streptophyta; Magnoliopsida; Malvales; Malvaceae. The record is from RefSeq and is a predicted model, not a curated record. Gene Ontology annotation, molecular function: acid-amino acid ligase activity; ATP binding. Gene Ontology annotation, biological process: biosynthetic process. The coding region runs from base 1 to 957 and encodes 318 amino acids.